This is a messenger RNA of Punctularia strigosozonata HHB-11173 SS5, 420 nucleotides long. RefSeq lists its product as uncharacterized. The annotation marks the transcript as partial. Lineage: Eukaryota; Fungi; Basidiomycota; Agaricomycetes; Corticiales; Punctulariaceae. Gene Ontology annotation, molecular function: protein kinase activity; ATP binding. The transcript is spliced from 2 exons. The record is from RefSeq and is a predicted model, not a curated record. Gene Ontology annotation, biological process: protein phosphorylation.
UUACGCAAAUGCAUCUCCAGGGUGCUCGUCAACCUCCUCACCAAGUUCCACUGCCUACCGCCAUCGUUCUUCAUUUCCGGCGUUGAUCUGCGCUCACAGCGGCCCGUAACAUCCGGCGGUUUUGGCGACAUCUACCAGGGCACCUACGAAGGCAAAACGGUGGCGAUCAAGUUGUUCCGCAUGUACAAACCGGCUAACGGGCCUCUCCUGAUGAACAGGAGAUUCUACCGGGAAGCGUUUGUGUGGCGAUCAUUGGAACAUCCUCACGUCUUGCCGUUUUAUGGGAUUGACUCUGCUCUGUUUUGUCCUGGACUAUGCAUAGUGUCUCCGUGGAUGGAGAAUGGAACUCUGACUGACCAUAUCACGAGAAGUCAGUGCUCUCAGGCUAUCGUUACGAAACUGGUGAGUCAAUUCGCUUGA